AGAAGGUAAGGUACUACUCUGUGCACGUUGUGGUUCCGCCCACUUUCUGAAACGUCAUCGCGUAUGCGCCGUCACGUUGGUGGUAGUGUCCUAAUGGUCGUGACCAGCUAAGCAAGCAGCUGUGUCAGUUUCCUGACUGGAGCAAGAAAUAUAUGAGCAGGGCGGUUAAACGAGAACACCACCAUGGUGCUGAACCCUGUCAUUUCCAAGCUCGCUGGUAAACUGGUUGUGCUGGCAAGUGCUUCUCCUCGGAGACUGGAGAUUCUCAGCAAUGCGGGCUUACGGUUUGAGGUGGUACCAUCCUGGUUCAAAGAAACUCUAGACAAGGGACUUUUCAAAGCACCUCAUGAGUAUGCUGUGGAGACGGCCAAACAGAAGGCCCUGGAGGUGGCCAGGAGGAUGCCCUUUAAGCACCUGAAGACUCCAGACAUAGUAAUCGGAGCAGACACUAUUGUGACUGUAGAUGGCAUGAUUCUGGAGAAGCCAGUGGACAAAGAUGAUGCUUACAGGAUGCUGUCAAGCUUGAGCGGUAAAGAGCACAGCGUCUUCACUGGUGUAGCUAUCGUCCUCUGCCAUGAAAAAGAAAACGAAGAAGUGGAUUACCAGUUGAUUGAGUUCUACGAAGAAACAAAGGUGAAGUUUGCUGAUCUCUCCGAUGAUAUGCUGUGGGAGUACAUCAAUAGCGGUGAACCCAUGGACAAAGCUGGAGGCUAUGGUAUCCAGGCUCUCGGCGGGAUGCUUGUAGAGUACGUCUACGGAGACUUCCUCAAUGUUGUGGGUUUCCCCCUUAACCACUUCUGCAAACAGCUGGACCGUAUUUACAACCGGUGCACUUCCUCCUCGGACCAACAGACCGAGUCCAUCCGGCCGAGCCACAACGGCACUCACGCCACCUCGGCGCUCACUCAGCCCCCGCCCAAACUGUCAGCUCAGUCCAGCCACAGUCCCAGCUCUCCCGCCAAACAUAACCCCACGUCCGGCUCCAGACCGAACUCUUCAGCCGCUUCCCUCCAUGAGGUGGACAGGAACGGCAGUGCAAAUGAAGCGGAUGGGAGUUGUUGCACGUUGGUAAACAGCCUGUCCAAACACACAGAGGAUAGAGAGGCUAAUCUCAGAGACUCUGAGAACACAUUACCGCUGAUGACCAGCAGAGGGCAGGUGAUUGAGCUCAAUGUGACAGAGCAGGAGGACAGCGAGCCGAAAAAAGAAGACUUGCAGCAAAUCGUCGAUCUGAUGGAUGGAUUCAAAGCCUCAAAGGCGCUGUUUACCGCAUCCAAGAUGUGUGUGUUUGACCUGCUGCAAAGCCGACCAGGGCUGGAUGCAGCACAGGUGGCCCAGGAGAUCAAAGCCUCUGUGAAGGGCACCCAGUGCCUGCUGGAAGCCUGUGUGUCUCUGGGACUGUUGAGGAGCAAAGAGAGACCGUGCAAGAAGCCGGUGUUCGAGAACACAAAUCUGGCCUCUUGCUUUCUGCUGACGGACGCUCCCUGCUCACUGCGCGGCUACAUCCAGCAUUGUAACGACACCGUGUGGCCUCUCUUCUCCCACCUUGAGAGCGCCGUGUGGGAGGGCGCCAACCAGCGCGAGAAGGCUUUUGGCAAGACAUCCACGGAUAUGUUUCAGGAUACUUUCCACAAACGUCAAGAAGUCCAGCUGAGAUUCAUGAAUGCCAUGCACAGCAUUGCUAAAGUUACAGGACAAGCUGUAGCAACAGCCUUCGACCUCUCCAGGUUUAAAACUGCCUGCGACCUCGGAGGAUGCACUGGUGCCAUGGCCUAUGAGUUUACCAAAGCCCAUCCCGGGUUGUCUGUGACAGUGUUUGACUUGCCAGCAGUGGUUGAGAUGAGUGAACAUUUCCAUCCUCUGCACACAGACAACAGGAUGUCAUUUGUAGGAGGAGACUUCUUUAAAGACGAGCUGCCCAAAGCAGACUUGUACGUCCUUGCGAGGAUUCUCCAUGACUGGCCUGAUGAGAAAGUGCAUAUUCUGCUGAGUAAAAUCGCAGAUGCGUGCUCGCCAGGCUGCGGACUCCUGCUGAGCGAGAUCUUCCUGGAUGAAGACCGAGGCGGGCCGAGGCGCGGCCUGCUGCAGGCCCUCAGCAUGAGCGAGGGGAGCCAGAGGAGCGCGACGGAGUACGGCCUGCUUUUGAAGAGCCACGGGUUCACGACGGUACACGUCAGACACACGGACAGCCUCCUGGAUGCUAUACUCUGCAUCAAAGCGUGACCGACGACAGCCUCGACAACACUGUGUUGAAGGUCUUGUUGAAUACUGUAGACCUUUUUUACCAAAAUCAGGGACUAAGGUCAGGAAUGUUUUCAUGAGGAAGUGUGAAUCAAGUGAACAAAGAAUCAGUUUGUGUUUGAGGUAUUGGGACAUAAAACAGACAGAGUAUAUUGUUUUGUACUAGGCAUUCUGUAAUUUUCCUUUGUCUUGAACAAAGUCUUCUGUUGAGACCACGUUGGACGGACAGACAGCCCACUCUGCCCCUCGGUCUCUGAACAUGCUCGCCCAGACUGAGGGCACAGAGAGCCAGUAUACACCCUCAGUGCUUUUAUUGCCUAUAAAAUGAAUGCUCCUGUUUCUCAUUCAUUCCUUUGAUUUGUGUUCUGGCCUUUUAAUCUGUGGUUGAAAAAAAUUAUAAUAAUAGUAGGAAUACAACAAUAGGUAUUACCAAAGUUUACUUAAGUAAAAUAAUGUAAGUAUAAUCAGGAAAAUUAAAUAUAGCACCAAAAGUAAAAGUACCCAUAAUGCAGGAUGAAUAAUGUUAUUUAAAUUGGACGAUUAUUUCUGAUUUAAUUAAGUUGUAAGAUACAAUUUGAUUCAUCUGGUAAAGCUGGAGCUAAUUUGAAAAAGUGUUAUACAAAUUGAUUAUUAAAAGCAUUAUUUUGGAAUGAUUGCCUAUAUCUAUAUUCAAGAAGUCUAGCAGUAGUAACGUCU
Molecule: messenger RNA, 2937 nt
Organism: Anarrhichthys ocellatus (wolf-eel)
Lineage: Eukaryota; Metazoa; Chordata; Actinopteri; Perciformes; Anarhichadidae
Gene: asmtl
Product: acetylserotonin O-methyltransferase-like
Exons: 15
Coding region: 184-2223 (679 amino acids)
Molecular function (GO): O-methyltransferase activity; protein dimerization activity; nucleoside triphosphate diphosphatase activity
Source: RefSeq, a predicted model, not a curated record